Abrus precatorius (Indian licorice) is the source of this 1724-nucleotide messenger RNA. RefSeq names its product ureidoglycolate hydrolase. NCBI's taxonomy places the organism in Eukaryota, Viridiplantae, Streptophyta, Magnoliopsida, Fabales, Fabaceae. Bases 22 to 1428 code for a protein of 468 amino acids. The record is from RefSeq and is a predicted model, not a curated record. The transcript is spliced from 12 exons. Gene Ontology annotation, molecular function: hydrolase activity, acting on carbon-nitrogen (but not peptide) bonds, in linear amidines.
GGGAACAACACUACCUCAAAAAUGGUUCCCUCUGUAGUGCUACUCUUUUUCAGCAUCUCCUUCUCUGCAGUUUCAGCUCAUCAACAUGAACACGAUGACCCUUCUUCCAUCACAGCCACCAUGGAACAAUUCUCUGGUUACACAAUCCACGAGCCUCACUCUUUCCAAGCCGCUUCACUCUCCGUUGAUGCUCAGGGUCUGCAGAACCAGAUUGACGAGCUCGCAGCAUUUUCUGACUCACCUGCUCCGUCGGUAACCAGGGUCUUGUAUACUCAGAAGGAUGUUUUAGCUCGCAGGUAUGUGAAAAACCUGAUGGAACUUUCUGGUCUGUCAGUGAGAGAGGAUGCCGUUGGUAACAUAUUUGGUCGUUGGGAUGGAAAAGAACCCGGGCUUGGUGCAGUUGCAACAGGUUCGCACAUUGAUGCUAUACCGUACUCUGGAAAGUAUGAUGGAGUUGUCGGUGUUUUAGGUGCCAUUGAAGCCAUCAAUGUCCUGAAAAGGUCUGGUUUUAAGCCUAAAAGACCUUUGGAAGUCAUCUCUUUCACAUCAGAAGAACCGACACGCUUUGGGAUAAGUUGCUUGGGAAGCCGCUUAUUGGCCGGGAGUGAGAAUCUUGCAAAUGCUUUAAAGACAACCACUGACAGUCAAAACGUAUCCUUCUUAGAUGCUGCAAAAUCUGCUGGUUAUGCAAAAGAUGAAAAUGAUUUAUCCAGUGUAUUUUCAAAGAAAGGAACAUAUUCUGCUUUUGUAGAACUGCAUAUAGAACAAGGACCUAUUCUGGAAGAUGAAGGUAUAUCCAUAGGCAUAGUUACUGCCAUUGCAGCUCCAGCAAGCCUAAGGGUUGAAUUUGAAGGCAACGGUGGCCAUGCGGGCGCCGUCCUUAUGCCUAACAGAAAUGAUGCUGGUCUAGCAGCCUCUGAAUUAGCCCUGGCUGUUGAGAAACACGUGUUGGAAUCUGGAUCAAUUGAUACUGUUGGGACUGUCGGUAUCCUGGAACUGCAUCCUGGAGCAAUCAACAGCAUCCCUAGCAAAUCUCACAUGGAAAUUGAUACAAGAGACAUUGAUGAGGAAAGAAGAAACCAAGUGGUUGAGAAAAUCCACCAAUCAGCAAUAAAAAUAACAAAAACCCGAGGUGUCAAGCUCUCUGAGUUUCAUGUCAUCAACCAAGAUCCACCAGCCCUCUCUGAUGGAGCAAUCAUCAGGGCGGUAGAAGCUACAACAAAAGAACUAAACUUGACGAGCAAGUUGAUGAUUAGUAGAGCCUAUCAUGAUUCAUUGUUUAUGGCCAGGUUGUCUCCAAUGGGCAUGAUUUUCAUUCCAUGUUACAAAGGGUACAGCCACAAGCCUGAAGAGUUUGCCACCAUUCAGGACAUGUCAAAUGGUGUAAAAGUAUUGGCACUCUCGCUAGCCAAAUUGUCCAGUCAGUAACAUCUUCUGUAGUGAGUUUGUGUGGACUAAAGUUGUAGAACAAGGACAUGUAAUUUCCUUCUGUUCAGCUUAAUGAUUAUAUAAGUUUAAAUUUUAGAUAUACCUCCUUUUGUCUGUCAAAGUGAGAGGUGGACCUUGAACCAUCCGAUAUGAAAAAUGGGUCUAUAAGGAACACUUUUUAGAGGAGUAACAUGAUUACUGCCUAUGGAAGGACUCACAGCAGUGAAUUUUACUUCACCAGACUGCACAAAAGACAAAGGAACUACUGAAAUUAUAGAAUCCAGUUGCAUAUACCC